AUGAAGCAGAGAUAUCACUACAAUGUAGCAGAUGCAAGGCUGCGCCAGCAUGUAGACAAGGGUAAUGAAGAUGGACUAUAUAUUAGCUGUGUUGCCUCUUCAGCUAAUCUCUGGGCCCUAAUCAUGGAUGCUGGAACUGGCUUCUCGUCUCAGGUUUAUGAAUUGUCGGCUGUCUUCCUGCACAAGGAUUGGAUUAUGGAACAGUGGGAAAAAAAUUACUAUAUCAGUUCAAUAGCUGGUGCAAGUAAUGGAAGUUCAUUGGUCGUUAUGUCCAAAGGAACUCCUUACACCCAGCAGUCUUACAAAGUGAGUGAAUCUUUUCCUUUCAAGUGGAUAAAUAAAAAGUGGAAAGAAGGUUUUCAUGUGACAUCCAUGACAACUGCUGGCAGUCGCUGGGGAGUGGUAAUGUCCAGGAAUGCUGGAUAUUCUGAUCAGGUAGUGGAGCUUGACUUUUUGUAUCCAAGCGAAGGAAUCCAUCGGCGAUGGGAGAGUGGUUUCAGAAUAACAUCCAUGGCUGCCACUGCUGAUCAAGCAGCCUUCAUAUUGAGCAUACCAAAGCGGAAAAUGGUGGAUGAAACUCAGGAAACUCUGCGCACCUCUGCCUUCCCGAGCACCCAUGUAAAGGUUGGUAUCUUAUUUUGGUCCGAUGCCGGGACAACAAGAGCCAAUAGGAGCAAUGAUGAUACUGAAACAUCAGCAACAUAG
Molecule: messenger RNA, 705 nt
Organism: Dovyalis caffra
Lineage: Eukaryota; Viridiplantae; Streptophyta; Magnoliopsida; Malpighiales; Salicaceae
Source: the annotation of a GenBank genome assembly